UAAAAUAAAAAAGGGUGUAAAAAGCAAAAACCAUUUCAAAUUCUCGCCUAUUUGCUAAACCCCAACGUCAUUUUUCAUCCCAAAAUUCAAAACCCCAGCAUUUCCGCCAUUUCGUGCCACACUAGUCGCCAUUUCCGCCAUGUCGACAACGAAAGUGAACAACAGCACCGCAAAAUCGUGCCCUUACACCGUAACCGUUCGCCGGAACCCUCCCCGGAGAGCUCGUGCUACUCCUUCCCACGGAAUCACACCGUUUCCCAACGAAGAAAUUUUGUCUGAGCAAAUAUCAAAAUUUCCAGCAGCAACAUCAGAAGAUGAUGAGAUUCCGAAAAAUCAAUCAACAUCCGAGAAUGAGAAUCCGAUCAAUCCAACUCCAUCGGAGAACGAGAAUCUGAAGGUAUUUCUCAGAAUCCGUCCGUCUCAACCUCCAAAUCAAGCUCCGCGCGUGAGAGCCAAAACCGCGUGGCCGAAAAAUCAAACUAAAAACGUAACUAACAAUUUGAAGAAGAAAAGCUCCUCUUCGUGUAUAUCCAUUAACGAUACACAGUCAGUGACAUUAUUAGUUCCUUCGGAUUUGCAAGACGCGAAGAGACUGAAAUCAGAAACAUACGGUGGUUUCACUCACGUUUUCCCUUCCGAUUCAUCUCAGUUGGAAGUUUACGAGAGAAUGGUGAAACCUAUGGCGGAGGAGUUUACCAAGGGUAAAAGUGGAAUGCUGGCAGCAUUAGGUCCCAGUGGGUCUGGGAAGACUCAUACUGUUUUCGGAACCCCGAGGGACCCUGGAAUGGUACCUCUUGUUCUACGCCAUAUUUUCAAGGAGACCGAGGCUUCUAGAUCCUAUUACAUAGCUAUAUUCGAGAUAUAUACUGAACGAGGAAAAUCAGAAAAACUGUUUGAUUUAUUACCAGAUGGCAGUGAACUAAGUAUGCAGCAAUCCACCAUAAAAGGCCAGAAAGAGGUUCUCAUCUCUAAUGCUGAACAGGCAGAAUCCUUGAUAGCACAAGCUGUGAUAAAACGUGCAACUGCAAUGACAAAUACCAACAGUCAGUCGAGCCGGUCACAAUGCAUCAUAAACAUUCGCGACGGUCCUAAAAAAGGUAAAGGAGUGGUCAAUUCUAAGUCAAACAAUGCUGUUUUGACUAUCAUUGACCUUGCUGGAGCUGAAAGAGAAAAAAGAACAGGAAAUCAGGGGACAAGAUUGGUUGAAAGCAAUUUUAUCAACAACACGUUGAUGGUGUUUGGCUUAUGUUUAAGAUCUUUAUUGGAGCACCAAAAAAAUCCCAAGAAACAAUUGCAGAAGCACUUCCAAAAUUCUAUGUUAACAAGGUAUCUGCGAGACUAUUUGGAGGGCAAGAAGCGCAUGACCUUGCUUUUAACAGCCAAGUCGGGAGAGGAUGAUUAUCUUGAUACAUCUCACCUACUUAGACAAGCUUCUCCUUACAUGCAAAUCAAGUAUAAUGAAGUUGAACCAUCAAUAAAUAUGGUUCCAAAAAAAAGGAAUCACCAAGCUUCUUCCAUAAUUGAUAGUGCAAAACAAUCACCUUCAUUAGCACAUUUAAAGAGGAUGAAACUCGUUAGUGAACAUACUGUGCAGGCUGGAAAGGGUGUUGAAGAAUGUCACACUUCGAAGAAAGUGUCUAAAUUCGAUGCUAGCAGUUCUGUCCCUGAAAAGGGUGUUGAAGAAUGUAACACUUCGAAGAAAGAUACUUCAACAGUGUCUAAAUUCAAUGCUAGCAGUUCUGUCCCUGAAAAGGGUGUUGAAGAAUGUAACACUUCGAAGAAAGAUACUUCAACAGUGUCUAAAUUCAAUGCUAGCAGUUCUAUCUCUGAAAAGGGUGUUGAAGAAUGCAACACUUCGAAGAAAGAUACUUCAGUGUCUAAAUUCGAUGCUAGCUGUGCUGUCCCUGAAAAGGGUGUUGAAGAAUGUAACACUUCAAAGAAAGAUGCUUCAACAGUGUCUAAAUUCGAUGCUAGCAGUUCUGUCACUUUAAAGUCAGAGUGCAAUAGCCAUGUCGGAAGCGAGAGAAAUCACAUUAUAAUGAGGAAUUUUGCAAGAGUUAUAUGGAAUGUAUUGAAGCAAUACAAUUCCAAAAUUAAGGUUGCGGAAAGUGAAAUACUCAGUCUCAAAGAAAGCAUAGGAUAUGAAAAGGAAAGAAAUCUAGAGUUGGAAACGCAGCUGAAUGCCUUCAGGGCUGCCUGUACUUGUUGCAAAGGAGGAAAUGAAAAAACCAAUAUUGAAGAUGGUUCAUUAGUUGAUCUUGAUCACUUGCAUGAUUUGGACCAAGAGGAAACCUUUGAGGCAGAGUCACCAUCUGAGCCUAGAAUCGACCUAUCAGAUGAAGAGCAUAUACUGGGUACUACUAGUACAAUGUUUGAUUCUAAAAAAUCAGAAAGGAAAGUUUCAGUCUCCUCGUCAAAGUCGGGGCAUCAUAAUGCUUUGGAGGCUGAUGACGAGAGCAAGGAUACAUUUCAUGCGCAACCUUCUUCUGAGCCUAUACUUAAUGUGUCCAAUGAAGAGCCUACUGUUUUUUCUGAGCCUAUACUUAAUGUGUCCAAUGAAGAGCCUAUUGUUUCUUCCCACACACUGUUAGAUUCUGAAAAAUCAGAUAGGGAAGUCUCUGUUUCAUGGUCAAUGCCUGUGUGUCAUAACGAUUUGGAAGUAGAUGCUAUGUGCAAGAUAUCUAGCGAAAUAUUUCAUUCAGAGUCAUCACCUGAGCCGUCUAAAGAAGAGCAUAUGCUUGGUUCUAGCUGCACGGUGUUAGAACCUGAAAAAUCAGAUAGGGAAGUCUCAGAAUCAUUAUCAAACUCAGGAAUUCAUGAGGCUUUUGAAGUUAAUGCUGUGAGGACCGUACCUAAUGAAACAUUAAAUGCAGAGUCACCAUCUAAGUCUAGAAUUGACCAGUUGGGUGAAGAACAUAUGCUUGGUUCUACCUGUACGAAGUUAGACUCUGAAAUACCAGAUAGGGAAGUCUCAGUCUCUUCAUCAAAGCCUGGGCAUGGUAAUUCUUUGGAGGUUGACGCUGAAACACUAAAUGCAGAGUCACCAUCUAAGCCUAGAAUUGACCAGUUGGGUGAAGAACACAUGCUUGGUUCUACCUGUACGAAGUUAGACUCUGAAAUACCAGAUAGGGAAGUCUCGGUCUCUUUAUCAAAGCCUGGGCAUGAUAAUUCUUUGGAGGUUGACGCUGAAACGUUAAAUUCAGAGUCACCGUCUAAGUCGAGAAUUGACCAGUUGGGUGAAGAACAUAUUGGUUCUACCUGUACGAAAUUAGACUCUGAAAUACCAGAUAGGGAAAUCUCAGUCUCUUCAUCAAAGCAUGGGCAUGAUAAUUCUUUGGAGGUUGACACUGAAAUGUUAAAUGCAAAGUCACCAUCUAAGCCAAUAAUUGACCCGUUGAGUGAAGAACGUAUGCUUGAUUCUACUUGUACGAAGUUAGACUCUGAAAUACCAGAUAGGGAAGUCUCAAUCUCUUCAUCGAAGCCUGGGCUUGAUAAUUCUUUGGAGGUUGACGCUGAAACAUUUCACGCACAGACAUCAUCUGAGCCCAUGACUGGUCCUGGCAGACAGUUGCAUAUGGAAAAUUCAAAUAGUUUAGUCUUGGAUGUUUUGGCCUCCUCAUCAAAACCAGAGGAUCAUAAGGAUUUGGUAGUUGAAGCUAAGAGCAAGAUACCGAGUGAAUUGUUAGAUUCUUCGCUGUCAACAAAAGAUGGUAUUUUGGAUCCUUCAUUGCCCAAAGAUGUCUCAUCUACUGAAACCCAGAAAGAUAAAGUAGUCAGUAACUCCUGCAAGCCGCCUAGGUCGAAAAGGACACUUAUGCCUUCCUCAUCCAUUUUAUCAAGAAACUUGAGCACCUUUGAUCUUUUUGACGAAUCCGAGAAAUCAAAGGAGAACAGGGGCACACGGAAGUUGGGUGCACGUGAUGAUCCUAAAAGAUCAAAUGGAAGCAUCUCUCUGCUCCACAUGCUCCAUGGUAGAAAAGGAAAUAUUCGUCACUAGAGUAGCCACCAAACCCUUUUUGUAGAAAAUGCUUGGGACAAGGGAUAGUCUUGAUUUGGUCUGCGGUUGGUGAAGAGACAUUACAAUUUUUGGAAUAUCUUAUGCCUUAUAGUUAUAAGCUUUGGUUAUUUGAACUAAAUACUUACUGCAAACAUUUGCUUACUUAUUUGUAAGUAAUGCUGCAGUUGUAGUGGCAUAGCAGAAAUGUUGCAACUGUAAUUUUUUGAAUUAAUUAGUUACUGCAGUGCUAACAAAAAGUGUUGCAACCUAGAUGUAUAUAUAUUAUACACACGACCUCCAAACCUAGAGAAAUGAAAUCUUACUCUUUCUA
Molecule: messenger RNA, 4328 nt
Organism: Vicia villosa (hairy vetch)
Lineage: Eukaryota; Viridiplantae; Streptophyta; Magnoliopsida; Fabales; Fabaceae
Product: kinesin-like protein KIN-6
Exons: 36
Coding region: 140-3997 (1285 amino acids)
Biological process (GO): microtubule-based movement
Cellular component (GO): microtubule; kinesin complex
Molecular function (GO): microtubule binding; ATP binding; microtubule motor activity
Source: RefSeq, a predicted model, not a curated record